AUGGAUAUGGAAAUAAACGAAGAUUUUGUUAAUGUAAACAGCAACGUUAUGGAAUGUUUCUCGGGGGAAGAUUUGGUAUCUGAAUCAGAGAACGAGGAUAACAAUGAAGAAUGGCAAGAAGUAAAAGGAAGAACUUCAUUAGUAAAUGAGUAUUCGGAAGAAGAAACAUUUUUACGUGAAGACACUGACUGUAAUGAUCAUUUUGCUUUAUACAGAUUAUUCUUUACGGAUUACAUACUAGAAAAGAUAGUCGAAGAAACAAACAAAUAUGUUGCACAAUGCAUAAAUAAUUCAUCAUUUAUAAGUAGAACRCACCAACUGCCCUGGAAGCCUGUUACAAAACAUGAAAUGAAUACUUUUAUUGGCAUCUUGCUGAUUAUGGGUGUAAUGCCAUCACCAGAUAUUAGAUUAUAUUGGUCUCGAAAGGAGAUGUUUACAAACCUACGCAUAAAAAAUGCAAUGAAACGUGACCGUUUUUUAUCGAUUCUUAAGUAUUUACAUUUUUCGAACAAUACCACUGCCAGAAAUGAAGAUCGGUUGAASAAAAUUCGAGACGUUAUUGAAGCAUUUGUGGAUACGUUUAGGAGCUCUAUUAGACYUGGUAAAAAUAUCGUCAUCGAUGAAAGUAUGAUUCCAUGGAGAGGACGCCUAGGUUUUAGGCAAUAUAUCCCAGGCAAGCGACAUAAGUACGGCGUAAAGAUAUACUAA
Molecule: messenger RNA, 708 nt
Organism: Polistes canadensis
Lineage: Eukaryota; Metazoa; Arthropoda; Insecta; Hymenoptera; Vespidae
Product: piggyBac transposable element-derived protein 4-like
Exons: 2
Coding region: 1-708 (235 amino acids)
Source: RefSeq, a predicted model, not a curated record